AUGGAUCCUGCUGACAACGGCGGUAUGAUGAGCUCAGGACUGGGAGAAGCCCAGCAGCGAGCCACACGGCUGCAGUUCCACGAAAUGUGGCGCAAAGGGGUGAACUACCAGGCCUCUGAGCCGGUCAACAGCUCGGGGCUCUUUGCCGACAUCCGCAAUCGACUGGACGCGGACUACCAUGGUUACUACACCGAGCGGAGGCAGCGAUUGCAGGAUGAGUUGUUGCAAGAUGUUCUGGCCAGUGGGCUGCCCGACGAGCGUCCGUGGAUCGUGCGACGUGGCAGUGAAAUCGGCCCUACAAGGUAUGUUGUCUGCUCAGGAAGGGUUGAAGAGGUACCGCAGAUAUCUGCAGAGACACAGCUGUGGCUUUCCGUCGAACUUAUCGUGCCAGUGCAGCUUUCCCGAAGUCGGCAAGCCCGGAGACCAGCCGCCCAGGUAUACUGCUGGAGCCAUGGGGGCGGGGAAAUCCCACGUCGUGCGCUGGCUGUGCCCGCCUUGGAAUUCGAUGUCAUAUCUGAGCAGGCGGCCGCAGACAGCAUCUUGUUCGGCCAAGGUCUCGCAACGACUACUUUGCACUCCCCAUCUUUGCUCCUCGCUUGCAAAUCAGUUCUCCGAGGGCUCUCAAGGUGA
Symbiodinium necroappetens is the source of this 630-nucleotide messenger RNA. The record is from the annotation of a GenBank genome assembly. NCBI's taxonomy places the organism in Eukaryota, Dinophyceae, Suessiales, Symbiodiniaceae.